AUGCACAUACCUUUGCUGUUGUGUCUUCCUCCAAGUGUGCUUCGAGCGGAGACUCUGACGCACAGUGCAUCGAAACUCGCGGCGCGGUACCAUCCUGAAACGGGCAUUCCAAACCUCCGCCGCCCCGCGCCCUCUUUACGCGCUGACGUCACCGCGACACGGCGUCCGCCUUCCUGCUCUUCACAACCCAUUGGCAGCGCAGGAGAGGGCGCAGUGCGAGCGACAGCGGAGGCACGUAGCGAGAGGAGGAGCGGGAUGGCGGGGUCGGCGCGGAUGCAGCGUCUCUGUGUCACCACACACCGCCAGCUGCUCGCACAGAGCGUCGUCGUUCCCACAGCCGCCCCGCCCGUUGCCUUGCAACUGCGGGCGCACAGGAGACAGCAGCGGUGCCGCAUGCUAAGAGCGGGCAGCAGGGCAGUGCUCGCUGUGGGUGGUGGAGGUGGGGCAGAGCAGGUGGGGGAAGGGGUGAAUGACGGAGAGGGGAGAGCGGAGGAUGUGGUGGGGCAAGGCCUUGUAUUGGGGACAUCGGGGGCGGUGGAGAAGGAGGAGGGGAAGGAGGAGGGGAAGGAGGAGGGGAAGGGGAAGGAGGGCACGUGGGCAGGCAGCAGCAACCGCAUUCUAUUCUGCUCGCAGUGCGGCUCUCCCACCAAUCACGUUGUGCCACCUGGGGACGACAAGCCGAGGGAUGUGUGCAGCAGCGAGCAGUGUGGGCGCGUGCACUACGCCAACCCCAAAGUGGUCGUGGGGGCGCUCUGCCUCUGGGAGGACAAGGUGCUGCUGUGUCGAAGGGGCAUCCCACCGUGUGAAGGCAUGUGGGGCUUCCCUCAAGGGUUCUUGGAGCUGGGGGAGUCGUCGAGGGAGGGCGCGGAGAGGGAGGUGCGAGAGGAAGCAUGCGCAGAGGUGCGGGUGAGAAGCCUGCUGGCCGUCUACAACAUUCCCAACCAGGUGCAGCUCAUCUACCUCGCUGACCUCCUCUCACCACACUGCGCUGCUGGAUCAGAGACGCUAGAGGCGGGUCUCUUUGAGUGGAACGACAUUCCCUUCCACCACCUUGCCUUCCCCACUGUGGCGUGGGCGUUGGAGCACGCGCGGCAGCAGCUGCAGCACCCACAGGCGCUCAUACAGCCGCAGCUGAGGACCAAAGUGGUCGGCACCACUGGCAUGUUCAGCGGCUCCUAUGUGGAUGCAUAA
Closterium sp. Yama58-4 is the source of this 1191-nucleotide messenger RNA. The record is from the annotation of a GenBank genome assembly. Lineage: Eukaryota; Viridiplantae; Streptophyta; Zygnematophyceae; Desmidiales; Closteriaceae.